Messenger RNA from Bactrocera oleae (olive fruit fly), 1349 nucleotides. Its product is annotated as acyl-CoA-binding protein homolog. Gene Ontology annotation, biological process: fatty acid metabolic process. NCBI's taxonomy places the organism in Eukaryota, Metazoa, Arthropoda, Insecta, Diptera, Tephritidae. The record is from RefSeq and is a predicted model, not a curated record. Gene Ontology annotation, molecular function: fatty-acyl-CoA binding.
CGUAUGAUUCAGGCGCACAAAUUGAACUCUCUUAUUCGAAAUAAGAGAAAAACGAAAGUCAGCAAACAAAAAAGAAAAACACAAAAUAGAGAGCCACCAAACUUUCGAAUAUAUUAAUCUUUACGACACUGAUUAUUUUACAACACUUGCCUAUAAAAGACAAGGAGGUUUGAGCAGGUGGCACUUUUAGUCAUACAAAAGCACUAUUAAGAGGUUUCACCAUGGAUUUCAACACUGCUACCGAAAAAGCGAAAGCCUUCAGCAAACGCCCAACCGAUGAAGAGUUCUUGGAAUUAUACGGCCUUUACAAGCAGUCCACCGUUGGUGAUGUGAACGUUGAACGUCCUGGUGCAUUAGACUUGAAGGGCAAGGCCAAAUGGGAUUCAUGGAACAAACACAAGGGUUUGUCCAAGGAAGAGGCACAAAAGGCUUACAUUGCUAUCUAUGAAAAAUAUGCACCCAAAUACGCUUAAUUGAAGAACUCAGGGAUAAAUUAUAGAUUUUUUAAUUUUGUAAAAAUUUCAAAACUUUUUUCAGUUCUCAAAAAAAUUACACAGAUUAGGCGGUGACUUUAUAUUUAAAAUAGUUUUAGUUUUGGAAGCUGAUUUCAUAUAGCUGCUAGAGUUUAAUAAGAAAGAAGGAUAUGUGUAAAAAAAUCAAUUUUCAAUGCAAUGGAAAUCAGCUGUGUGAAUACUUGGCUAUAAGAUCUUCAAAAACGAAGGUUUUCUGAAACAUUACAAGGAUUGGAUAAAACCUUGUUGAAGAAUACAGAUCAAACAGAUAAAAGCUGCGUUACAGUCAGAUUAUUAGAGUUUGUUGUGCUUAUUGGGGGAAGGUUACAAAUAAUAAAAUUUCUCUAGAGAACGUCGUGCUCUGAUUUAUCUAAAUAUCGUUUUUAUCAACCGAUUUGCCUCAUAUUCGAAAUAUAAUAUUGUUUCGCCUUCGAUACGCCUUUCUUACCCGCUAAAAGACAGUCCUGAACAGAGAAAUCUAACUCUUUCUAGAUCGUUAAUUAAUAAGUUAAUCUCUCAUUGUUCAAAUAUAUAAUAGUUUUCAGAAUGUUCUUCAUAUAUACUUAAUCUUAAAACAGCUUUGUUUGGACUAACUUUUAUACAUUCUUUUGUUGUUUGUUGUUGUAUCAAAGAUUCUCAAAAUAGUUUUCGAAAACACUGCCAACAGAAAAGACUUUGGUCGGAUCGCAGGCCAGGUAUAUUUCUUUUAAGUGAAACCGACUCUCAUAGGCACGGACUUUGGGCACAAAGUAAAUUAUAUAGAUUAAUGAAAAGUUUAUCUAAAUUAAAAAAUCUAAACUCAAAUAAAACUUACCGCGACAUUUCGCCUUUACUUUU